Pecten maximus is the source of this 4960-nucleotide messenger RNA. Its product is annotated as WD repeat-containing protein 13-like. The coding region runs from base 43 to 1506 and encodes 487 amino acids. The record is from RefSeq and is a predicted model, not a curated record. The transcript has 13 exons. Gene Ontology annotation, cellular component: nucleus. NCBI's taxonomy places the organism in Eukaryota, Metazoa, Mollusca, Bivalvia, Pectinida, Pectinidae. Gene Ontology annotation, molecular function: protein binding; promoter-specific chromatin binding.
UUCAUUUAUGAUCUAAGCGGCCUUUCUUUCCAAAAUGUAAACAUGGCAGCAGUUUGGCAGCAAGCACUAGCCUUAGAUGCAAAAUACAACGCUUACAGGACUCCUAACAACCCACAGUUUAGAACAGUAUACAUCAGAAGAAGGAGCCAGUUGCUCAGAGAGAAUGCGAAAUCAGGUCAACGAGAUCCAGCUGUUCGAAAGGAAUACCUUCACCAAAGGGCACAGUUACUGACAUCCCGCUACGGAAGUCCAGCAUUUUCUGAUCAGGGGAGUAUCCGGAGCAGAUCGUUCAGUAUUAGGAGUAUUAGUAGGAAUACUAUGGAGAGUUUUGACAACCUAGCCAUUGGAGUAGAUGGGAAGAAGCAUCACAGACGCCAUCAGAGUGGUGGGUCAUUCAAACACAUGUAUGAGGGGCCAAUGAAGCGGGUGUAUGACAGUAUAGAGGUGGUACCUACCCGAGAGGCUGAAGCCAGCAGAGCGAUGGCCGGCGGCAAAACAGUAUCAGAAAACUAUGCUUUUACAGGGAUGCAUCAUAUAUUUGAUCAGCACAAAGAGUCAGUGACAAGUGUCAAGUUUGCUAAUGAUGAUAAAUCCCGUGUAGCCUGCUCAUCAUUGGAUGGUACACUGUCCAUCUGCCAAGUGAUUCCUCCCCCGGCCACGGUCAUCUGUAUGUUGAAUGGUCACUCAGCUGGGGUAACAGAUUUUGUUUGGUCUCUGUCCAAUGAUGUGAUCCUGUCCGUGUCAUUAGAUGGUACAGCCAGACUAUGGGAUGUUGCUGCGGGGAAGUGUAUGCGAGUUAUCAAUGACAACACAGGGGCAGAACUGCACUGCUGUGUGUUCCAACCCCUCAACAACAACAUGUUUGUUACCGGUAACAGUAAAGGCCAGGUACAGAUGAUGAAUGUAUCUACAGGCAAAGGAAACAAGGGAGGAAGCAGUAAAGUCAUUGGAAAGGCAAUGGCUUUGGCCUUUGACACCACCGGUCGCAUACUCUGGGCGGGGGAUGACAAGGGUUCCAUCUUCUCUUUCACUGUAGAUGUUGCUACAGGGAAACUAACAAAAACACGAAGAAUCACAGUAAGUGAUGGAAGUGCUAUCACUAGUAUAUCCGCACGCUCCUGGAUCAGUCGAGAGGCACGCGAUCCCUCACUUCUAGUCAACAGCUGUAUCAGUGCUAUGUGCCUUUUCAAGGUGGUGACAGAUGAUGGCGGCUUACAGCUGAAGAAGACAUUCCCAGUGAAACAAAAGAAUUGUCACAUCCGAAGUACAUUCUGUCCUCUCAUGUCGUUCCGACAGGGAGCCUGUGUAGUGUCUGGCAGUGAAGAUAUGUGUGUGUACUUCUUUGAUGUUGGAAAAGAUAACAAGCCCUGCGUGAACAAACUCCUUGGACACUCUGCCCCUGUGUUAGAUGUAUGCUUCAACUGUGAUGAAAGUCUGCUUGCCUCUUGUGAUGAACUUGGUAUGGUCAUCAUCUGGAAACGAGAGGGAAAGCAGGGAAUGCUUUAAUGUGACGGAAACAAGAGGGAAAUCAGGGAAUGCUAUAGUGUGAUGGAAACGAGAGGGAAAUCAGGGAAUGCUAUAGUGUGAUGGAGACGAGAGGGAAAUCAGGGAAUGAAUGGUUUAGUGUGAUGGAGACGAGAGGGAAAUCAGGGAAUGGUUUAAUGUGACGGAAAUGAGAGGGAAAUCAGGGAAUGGUUUAGUGUGACAGAAAGGAGAGGGAAAUCAGGGAAUGCUUUAAUGUGACGGAAACAAGAGGGAAAUCAGGGAAUGGUUUAAUGUGACGGAAAUGAGAGGGAAAUCAGGGAAUGCUAUAGUAUGAUGGAGACGAGAGAGAAAUCAGGGAAUGGUUUAGUGUGACAGAAACGAGAGGGAAAUCAGGGAAUGGUUUAGUGUGACAGAAACGAGAGGGAAAUCAGGGAAUGCUAUAGUGUGAUGGAAACGAGAGGGAAAUCAGGGAAUGCUAUAGUGUGAUGGAAACGAGAGGGAAAUCAGGGAAUGCUAUAGUGUGAUGGAAACGAGAGGGAAAUUAGGGAAUGCUAUAGUGUGAUGGAAACGAGAGGGAAAUCAGGGAAUGCUAUAGUGUGAUGGAAACGAGAGGGAAAUCAGGGAAUGAAUGGUUUAGUGUGAUGGAGACAAGAGGGAAAUCAGGGAAUGCUAUAGUGUGACAGAAACGAGAGGGAAAUCAGGGAAUGGUUAAGUGUGACAGAAACGAGAGGGAAAUCAGGGAAUGGUUUAGUGUGACAGAAACGAGAGGGAAAUCAGGGAAUGGUUUAGUGUGACAGAAACGAGAGGGAAAUCAGGGAAUGGUUUAGUGUGACAGAAACGAGAGGGAAAUCAGGGAAUGGUUAAGUGUGAUGGAGACAAGAGGGAAAUCAAAGAAUGCUUCAUUGUGAUGGAAUGAAUGACCUUGAGCAUGAUUUAAGUUUGAAAGAGCCCGGAGAUAUUAAUCUGGUCUCUGAUAUACUUGUUCUUAAUUAUGAUUAUGUAUGAAAGUGUAUGUAUGAAAGGAUCACUGGAUAGCAGAUGAGCUAUUCAGGCCCAUUUAUAAAAAAUGAAAAAGAAUGGUUCGUGUUACUUGGAGAUGGAAUAGCUAAUGAAGAGACAGAAGUUGGCAUAGGUUCGUCCAUUGGUAAAUGAGUGUGACAGUGUCUCAGUAUGUUCCAUAAUUGGAUGUGGCGAUUGUUGCAUAUGCCAAAUGUUCCAUUUACCAGUCCGCAUGUUGCUGUGUCAUCCAGGCGACUAUAGAUUUCAGGUUUGUAUUGUCAAUAUGUUUCUCCAGUGAGACAAAGUGUGACGUUUGUAAUAGUGACGUAAUAACAUAGAGUGGUGAUUGGCAUAUCUGGAGAUGACAUAAGAGUAUUGUGUCUAAGACAGAGCUGUAGUGGAACGGAGGAGUGAUAUGUUGGUGUAUGGUGAAUACCUUUGUUGGUGUAUUCUAUCAGAGGUGGUUCUAGUGGCCCUGUUCAUGUAUAUCUGUUGUCACGUGCAGUCCAAUUGGUAAAUGUGCAUAGGAAAAAUAAAUAAUAAUAUGACUGAUUUAUCCAGGAAGAAGUUUGGUAAUUUGUGCAUUUUCAAUUAUUUUGAUAUCUCUUACCUGGGGUUUAAAUAUUUUUGUGAUCUACAGAAACACUGGUGAUAGUGAUAUGACUAGUACCUGUCUAGACAAGUGUACCUGUCUAGAUUAGUACCUGUCUAGAUUAGUACCUGUCUAGACAAGUGUACCUGUCUAGAUUAGUACCUGUCUAGAUUAGUAAAUGUACCUGUCUAGAUUAGUACUUGUCUAGAUUAGUACCUGUCUAGACAAGUGUACCUGUCUAAUGGUGAAGUUGUUUUCCCUGUAUAAUAAGCACACUCCCAAAUAUUUCUGGCAUGCUGUCCUAUUAAGUAACCAAGUCUGUGAUGAGAAACUGAUUUUCCCUUGUGUCUCAAUGUGAUGAUUCUCUACAUUCCUGAAUAUGUCCAGCUCUGCAUUCCACUCAAAUUACCAAAGUAUUUUAUAGAUAUUAAUAGAUUGUGUUUAUAUACUGCUUCUAGAGGUCUUAAGAUAUGCUAGGAACAUCUCAGGCAAUCCAAUAUAUACUGUAUGCAUACCUAUUCAUUGCCUUUAAUUUAAUAGCUCUUUUUGUGUUUUUAAGACAAGAGAAAACUAUUGAUCUGAUAAAGACUUCUCUGACAGUUUUAGACUUACUGUGUUUAAAAUCCUAUUCACUAUUAAAGUGCUCAGAUUAUAGGGCUUCACUCAACUUUUACAUCUUUGGCUGUGUAUGUUUUCAUUAUGGAUAGAGGUUUAAUUUAAAAGACAUCAUUUGUGAAAUAGUUUUGUUCUCUUUAUUUUUUUAAUUGGAUCUAUGUGAUGUUAUUGAAUAAUUAUGACAAUACAGAUGUAAGCAGAUUGUCUUGUUAGCUCACCUGGUCCAAAGGACCAAGGUGAGAUUAGCCAUACAGUGGCGUCCGUCUGUCCAUCAGUCAACAAUUACCUUGUGAACAUGAUAACUGAAGUAAAUAUAUUUGGCUCACCUGGUCUGAAAAGGAAAUCUUUUUAAGAUGCUACUUGUCUUAAACAACUAAAUAGAUUUUGAUGAAAUUUAGUCUGGAGAAUUAUGUGGCAAUGUUGUAUGUUGCAUAAAUGAAGAAUGUGACAGCCUUGGGGCAGGAGAAGGGGGCCAAAUAACGGAAAUACAACAAGAAGAAAAAGAACUUUAAAAUCCUUUUAAAGUGGGCAGGAUUUAGUCCACCUGUAGUUUGAACCAUUAUUGGGAGAGGCAGUUAAAAAGUAGGAAAUGUUUCCAGGUGAGCGAUGCAGGCCCCCUGGGCCUCAUGUUUUUAGUUAUGGGUUUUGUGUAGAGUUGGUAAGUUGUUGUGAUACAUAGAUAUGUAUAUUAUAAUAAUAUGUGCAAUAUUAGUAUUCUUAUUUGGGGCCAUGUGUUGCGAUUUUUCUAUUUCAUGCAAAGCAUUGGAGUGUCUGUGCUACUACAAUUUUCUACUUAGUAAGUGAGCAUGCUCUGCAGAAAAAUGUAGCUACCUGUGUGGUAUAUAUGUGAUAAGUUGAAUAUGUCCAUUUGAUGGUUCAUUGUGUGUUGUUAUAUUGAAAAUCAUAUCAAUGACUUAGCUCAAUAUUAUAGAAAACAUUAUAUUUCUACAUGAGAAAAGUUGAGGAAAUAUCCAAAAAACAGUUUCCAAUAUAAUUCCUUUACUGAAGAUAAUCUUCUUAGACUCGCAAGUAUAUUUCUGGAAAUCAGAUCAGGAAUUGUUUCUUUUCUGCUUACCGACAACAUCAGAUGUUUGGUUGCUCAAGUAGUCUUUCAUCUGUGUUCCAUGAUCUGUAUGUCAUCUAUUUCUCUAAAGGUACUGGACAGAUCUUUCUACAAUUUCAUAUUUCAGUACCACUUCGUCCUUUGACAUAUGUGAUCCUUUUUAAGCCGUUAUUGAUGUUGAUGACAAAAUAGAGAUAUACAUUUUG